Messenger RNA from Cyclopterus lumpus (lumpfish), 3771 nucleotides. RefSeq names its product Ras protein specific guanine nucleotide releasing factor 1 (gene rasgrf1). Gene Ontology annotation, molecular function: guanyl-nucleotide exchange factor activity; protein binding. Gene Ontology annotation, cellular component: plasma membrane. The record is from RefSeq and is a predicted model, not a curated record. Gene Ontology annotation, biological process: Ras protein signal transduction; positive regulation of GTPase activity. NCBI's taxonomy places the organism in Eukaryota, Metazoa, Chordata, Actinopteri, Perciformes, Cyclopteridae.
AUGCAGAAGGGAAUACGACUUAAUGAUGGCCAUGUCAGCUACCUGGGGCUUUUGGCGAAAAAGGAUGGUACAAGACGAGGGUGCUUGAGCAAAAAGAGCUCAGACAACACGAAAUGGCACACAAAGUGGUUUGCUUUGUUACAAAAUAUGCUCUUUUAUUUUGAGAACGAGUCCAGCUCCCGACCCUCUGGAUUAUACCUGUUGGAGGGAUGCAUAUGCGACAGGGCGCCUUCACCGAAACCUUCACAGUCAGCCAAGGAGUGUUUGGAAAAGCAGUACUAUUUCACCGUCAGCUUCACCCAUGAAAAUCAAAAGGCGCUCGAGUUACGCACGGAAGAUGUAAAGGAGAGCGAUGAAUGGGUGGCUGCAAUAUCACACGCCAGUUACAGAAACUUGGCCAACGAGCAUGAGACCCUCAUGCAGAAGUAUCUUCAUCUGCUUCAGAUUGUGGAGACGGAGAAAACAGUUGCUAAGCAACUUCGACAACAGAUAGAAGAUGGGGAAAUAGAGAUUGAAAGGCUUAAGUCAGAGAUCUCUGGGCUGCUCAAAGACAAUGAGAAGAUUCAGGCGAGCCCUGCAGCCGCCCCAACUGAUGACGACUCAGAAAUCAAGAAAAUCAAAAAAGUCCAGAGCUUCCUGCGAGGCUGGAUCUGCAGGAGGAAGUGGAAGACAAUUAUCCAGGAUUACAUCCGCUCACCGCAUGCAGAGAGCAUGAGGAAGAGGAACCAGGUGGUGUUCAGCAUGUUGGACUCAGAGGCCGAGUACGUCCAGCAGCUUCACAUCCUGGUGAACAACUUCCUGAGGCCGCUCCGCAUGGCAGCCAGCUCCAAGAAACCGCCCAUCACCCACGAUGAUGUCAGCAGCAUAUUCCUCAACAGUGAAACUAUCAUGUUUCUACAUCAGAUAUUUUACCAGGGUCUAAAAGCCAGAAUAGCGAGCUGGCCAACGUUAGUGCUGGCCGACCUGUUUGAUAUCCUGCUGCCCAUGCUGAACAUCUACCAGGAGUUUGUGAGGAACCACCAGUACAGCCUGCAGAUCCUGGCUCACUGCAAGCAGAACCGAGACUUUGACAAGCUGCUGAAGCAGUACGAGGCCAAGCCCGACUGUGAGGAGAGGACUCUGGAGACCUUCCUCACCUACCCCAUGUUCCAGAUUCCCCGAUACAUUCUUACACUCCACGAACUUCUGGCCCACACACCCCAUGAACAUAUAGAGAGACCAGUCUGGGACUACGCCAAAUCUAAGCUGGAGGAGCUUUCUAGAAUCAUGCAUGACGAAGUGAGUGAGACCGAGAACAUCAGGAAGAACCUGGCAAUAGAGCGCAUGAUUGUAGAGGGCUGCGAGAUUCUCCUCGACACCAGCCAGACGUUUGUAAGACAAGGGUCUCUCAUCCAGGUGCCAAUGAGCGAGAAGGGCAAGAUCACCCGUGGGCGACUGGGCUCUCUGUCCCUGAAAAAGGAGGGGGAGAGGCAGUGCUUUCUCUUCUCCAAGCAUUUAAUCAUCUGCAAUCGGGGUUCUGGGGGGAAACUUCAUCUCACCAAGAAUGGAGUAGUCUCGCUUAUUGACUGCACUCUAAUGGAGGACCCUGAGGGAACAGAUGAUGAGUCCAAAUCAGACAAGAGUGGCCAGGACAUGGAGCACCUGGACUUCAAGAUUGUCGUGGAGCCAAAGGACAGCCAGUCAUUCACAGUCAUCCUGGUGGCCUCCUCGAGGCAGGAGAAGUCUGCAUGGACCAGUGACAUCAGCCAGUGCAUAGACAACAUCCGCUGCAAUGGGCUGAUGAUGAACGCCUUCGAAGACAACUCCAAAGUCACAGUGCCACAGAUGAUCAAGUCAGAUUCAAGUCUGUACUGCGAUGACGUGGACAUCCGCUUCAGUAAGAUGAUGAACUCCUGCAAGGUGCUGCAGAUCCGCUAUGCCAGCGUUGAGCGCCUGCUGGAGAGACUGACUGACCUCCGUUUCCUCUCCAUCGACUUCCUCAACACCUUCCUGCACUCCUAUCGCGUGUUCACCACAGCUGAUGUGGUGCUAGACAAACUCAUCACCAUCUACAAGAAGCCCAUCAGUGCCAUCCCUGCUCGGUCCCUGGAGUUAUUCUUUGCCAGCAGUCAGAACAGUAAACUCUUGUAUGGAGAGCCUCCCAGCUCCCCCAGAGCCAGCAGAAAGUUCUCCUCCCCACCUCCUCUCGCUAUCGCCAAGAAUUCAUCCCCAAACCGCCGGCGCAAGCUCUCUCUCAACAUCCCCAUCAUCACUGGGGGCAAAGCUCUUGACCUGGCUGCCCUCAGCUGCUCCUCCAAUGGCUAUGCAAGCAUGUACUCAUCCAUCUCCCCAUUCAGCAAGACCACCUUGGACAUCAACAAACUGUACGUGUCCAGUCCCGUCUCGAGCAAAAUCCCUGACGAGGGAGAAGACAAGAAGGACAAGGUGGAGGAUACAUCAGUGACCAAACAAGAUCACUCUGUACGAGAAGAAAGUGACAAUGAUCCAAACCAGAGUGAUGAAGGGGAUCCAGAAGCCUCUCCCACCAAAUCACCAACGACCCCAAAAAACAUCAAAUGCAAAAACUCCUCAGAGUUCUCACUGUUUUCCUACAACAAUGGCAUGGUGAUGUCCUCAUGUCGAGAGCUGGAUAACAACCGCAGUGCCCUGUCCGCUGCCUCCGCCUUUGCUAUUGCUACAGCUGGAGCCAACGAGGGCACACCUACCAAGGAAAAAUAUCGCCGGAUGUCCCUCGCCAGUACUGGCUUCCCAACCGAUCAGAGAAAUGGAGACAAAGAGUUUGUGAUCAGACGAGCAGCGACAAACCGAGUGCUGAAUGUCCUGAGGCACUGGGUGUCCAAACACUCUCCGGACUUUGAGAGCAACAAUGAGCUGAAGACAAAAGUCAUUGCCUUCCUGGAGGAAGUGAUGCAUGACCCUGAGCUGUUGACCCAGGAGAGGAAAGCAGCAGCCAACAUCAUUAGGACUCUAACUCAGGAAGACCACGGUGACAAUCAGAUCACCCUUGAAGAUGUGACAAGACUGAUGGGUGAAGGGAAGAUAGAGCACUUUGAGAGUCAGUCUGCGUUGGAGAUCGCAGAACAGCUCACUCUGCUGGACCACCUGGUGUUUAAGGUUAUCCCAUAUGAGGAAUUCUUUGGACAAGGCUGGAUGAAGAAUGACAAGAAUGAGAAGACGCCGUACAUCAUGAGAACAACAAAGCACUUCAAUGAUAUAAGCAACCUUAUUGCUACAGAGAUCCUGCGCUGUGAUGACGUGGUCACUCGAGUGUUGGUCAUAGAAAAAUGGGUGGCUGUAGCAGACAUCUGCCGCUGUCUCCACAACUACAACGCCGUGCUCGAGAUCACCUCCUCCCUCAACCGCAGCUCUGUCUUCCGUCUCAAGAAGACCUGGCUCAAGGCUUCCAAGCAGACAAAAGCAUUGAUUGACAAGCUGCAGAAACUGGUCUCAUCAGAGGGGAGGUUCAAAAACCUGAGAGAGGCGUUGAAGAACUGUGAUCCUCCCUGUGUGCCCUAUCUGGGGAUGUACCUCACGGACCUGGCUUUCAUUGAGGAGGGAACGCCAAACUACACAGAAGACAACUUGGUCAACUUCUCAAAGAUGAGAAUGAUUUCUCACAUCAUCAGAGAAAUCAGGCAGUUUCAGCAAACGGCAUACAAGAUUGACCUGCAACCAAAGGUAGCCCAGUACCUACUGGAUAAUAGCUUUGUUCUGGAUGAAGAAAGCAUGUAUGAAGCCUCUCUCAGAAUUGAGCCUAAAGUGCCCAACUGA